GGGGCGGCGGCCGCGCCGCCGUUAUUGCCGUUGAGCGCAGCGGCUUUACCUCACCUGCCGCCGUCAUGUGGAGAGCGGUCGCCGCCGCCUCGGCCCCGGCGAGGGUCCUGUGCCGCGCUCCGCCGCCGCCCCCCCUCCCACCGCCGCGGCGGCGGGCCGUCAGCGUGGCCGUGUCCCCCGCCGCCGGCCUGGCGGACGAGCGGGUGGAGACGCGGGUGGCGGGGCUGGGCCCGGGGCAGCCGGUGACCCUGCGGGCAGUGGCGGCCGACGAGCGCGGCUGCCUCUUCCAGUCGUGCGCGCACUACCGGGCGGACAGCCGCGGCGAGCUGCACCUGGGCACGGACGCCUCGCACGGCGGGGACUACACCGGCGUGGAGCCCAUGGGGCUCUUCUGGAGCCUCGCCCCCGCCGGCAUGGAGAGGCCGUACCAGCGGCUCGUUCCGCGCAGCACCGGCACCCCGAUGAAGGUGGAGAUGUUGGUCCACCAGGGCCACAGCCUGCCCGGCGCCAUCCCCGGGACGGUGGUGGCCAAGGCCGAGGUGGAGAGGUGGUUCACGGCCCCCGGCGUGCGGAGGAUCCGGCUGAAGGAGGGAGGCGUAAGGGGCUCCCUCUUCCUGCCGCCGGGGGAUGGCCCCUUUCCAGGAGUGAUUGACAUGUACGGUGAUGAAGGAGGUUUGAUUGAAUUUAGAUCCAGUCUCCUGGCUACCCGUGGUUUUGCUGCUCUUUCUCUGCCAUAUUUUGAUUUUGAAGAUCUGCCUAAGGUCAUGAAAGAAUUCAAACUCGAGUAUUUUGAGGAGGCAGCUAGAUUCCUACGGCGUCACCCGAAGGCAAAAGCAACAACUAUCAAAGAAGCUCUAGCCAAAUGGGAAGAAAAAAAUGGCCAGAAGGCUUCAGAGGCAAAGGAGGUGAAACUGUACGGUCAGAUUCCUCCUGUAGAGAGGAUGGAUGAAUCUCUCUCCACACUUGUUAACUGCGAGAAACUAUCGCUGUCUACAAACUGCAUUGAAAGAAUCGCCAACUUGAACAGCCUAAAAAAUUUGAGGAUUCUGUCUUUGGGAAGAAAUAACAUAAAGAACUUGAAUGGAUUGGAGGCAGUUGCAGAUACUUUAGAGGAGCUGUGGAUCUCAUACAACUUCAUUGAGAAACUGAGGGGUAUCCGUGUGAUGAAGAAGCUGAAGGUUCUUUAUAUGUCAAAUAAUUUGGUGAAAGACUGGGCAGAGUUUGUGAGACUGGCAGAGCUGCCAUUACUAGAGGAUCUGGUGUUUGUAGGCAAUCCACUACAAGAAAAAUACGCCUCUGAUCAGAAGAACAAUUGGAUUGAAGAAGCAACCAAACGGGUACCCAAGCUGAAAAAGCUGGAUGGUACCCUAGUUAUUAAACAAGAAGAAGAUGAAGAAGGAGCAAACUGAUGACACUUUCUUCUUGGGUAUUUAAUUAUUUAAGUAACUCCAGAUAGCUCGGCACAUAGAACUUUUAUACAAAAUGUUUGUUUUGAAGAAAAUCUUUGGGCAAUUUUUGAAAGACCAGCUUGUGUCCACAGUCUGUCACCCAAAGAGUUAGUUACCAAAAUUUGGGCGCACCAGUUUGUCAAGCUUAUGACACCUUCUGUAGAGACCAGUGGAGCUGAGUUUAUCUGCUGUUUGGCUAGCAAGAGAUCUUUACCUAAACUAAUACAUAGCUAUUUUUAAUCCCUGAUUAGUGGUGCUUGUUGUUCACUGUUGGGUUAUAAUAGAACCAUUUCAGCUUGUUAGGUGCAGCUGGCCAACAUUAUCAUUGGAAACACUGAGGCCAAAAGAACUAUGUUGUCGUUUAGACACACAUUACAGGCUUUGUUGUGUUUAAUUUUGUCUUGGGACUCCCUCAAUAUUUUAAAUAUGCAAGUUUGCCUUUUCAUCCCCUUAACUGUUACGCCAAACAGGCCCAGUAGUUGUGGACCUAUGCACAAAAAAGGUAUUGGUCUGAUAAUUGCUUGUUACUGGCCUUAAGUUUUUAAUUGGGCUUCUUGCAUUGGAACUCAACUGCAUUGCUUAGAAGGUCAUGUAUAACUUAUAUAUUUAUUUAUUUUAAAGAGGCAAUGGGAAUUCUUUGCAUGGUUUCAGUGAGACUAAAAUAUCUGCUAGCUUUUUUUGUUGUUUCUUACUAAGAAAUUAUUUUAGAUUGGAAUAUGUCGCCUAUUAACCUACAGCUGGUUCCUAGUUUUGGUUUGGGUCACUGGUGGACAUAAUCCUUCUCAGCUCCAGAAUUUUCCUAUAACUAAGUAGGCUGAUACUAAUACAGAAACAAACAGUGAACAAAAGACCUGGGCUUGAGGACAGAAAAUUCUGGUUUUGGGGAUACUCAUUUUUUAUGAAAGCACAGAUGUAAGCAGUGAGAGAAAGUGUAUGUAGUUAGUGGGGAAGGUGAGAUGAGAUGGAAAGUGAGCAUUGGAAAAAAAAGUAUUGAAGAUGUACUAAAUGUGCGAUAUUGCAGGGUAACCAGUUUUAGUAAAGCCCCCUUUAUGUGACAAGUAACUAUUUUUAGUGAAAAGCAUUAAACAAUGAUGAAGACAUACCUGAUUGCACUGUUGGAUGCCAAUAGUGGUUUGGUUUUUUUUCUUCUCUUUAGAGAAUAGAUCAAGUCACCCGAGUAGGUUUUUUCUGCAGCUUGUUUUUAUUGCUUCUUUUUUAAAAGCUUUUCUUCUAAUUCAUGGUACCAUCUUUGUUUAAAUUAAAAUGGCAACAAGUAUAUCUGCUGGUUCCAGACAAGGCAUAGAAGGGAUGGAGGCAGAACGCCACUCUUAAUUAUUUUGUUUGUGAAGAUGUGGCAGGAGUUGAAAUCUUGGAAGUCAUGGCCAGAGAUAAAAAGGUAGAAUUGGCCCACACGACAGUGGUAUUGAUCUCAAGCUCCAAUUAUAAUGGUAGUAGAAGAUAUUCUCCCUCUAAUCAAUUUCUAAGCGAACAGUGUGAAGUAGAAGAUUACAAGACAAUCACAGUUUAGAUCCAUUACUUAAAAUAAGGUCAAGAGAGCAAUGGCAAAAACUGUGGACAUUCUUCACCUAGCACAAACUAUUUCCAAGCAGCUGUUCUCUUGACCAGAAAGCAGUUUCUUAGUUAACUAGCUCACUGGAUUUAUCCUACAGGCAACUUUAUAUUUGCUUUUAAUUUCUUUUAGAAUUAUUCUCGUAGCUUUAUCAUUAGUAAAGGCACCAUUGACCAAAAAGCACGAUGGAAGAGAGGGUAUAUAGUCAACAGCCAUUUCAUAUUGGCUUCUUUUAAAACUAAGCCAUUCAAUUCACUUGCAGCCAACCACUUUUGGCAAAAUGGCUGUGCUUUGGCAGUACACAGCCUACGGCACAUUCAGCCCUUACUGACCCCAUCUGCUGUGGCCGGGCAAUAGGGGAUUGGCUUGUGCCCUUGACGACCAUAAUUAAAGUGUGGUUAACGUGAGCCAGAACUUGAGUGGAGCAAAACUUGACUUCUGAAUAUUACCAACAAACGGAAAUGCCAAAUUAAUCUGUGUGUUUGGAGACAUUUUCAGAAUAGACCAUGCAGUGCUCUUGUCCUAGCGCUUGGCCACAAAGUGUUUGAACCUCUGUAGCUGGUCUCUCCUAGCACAAAGGCUACAAGUAGGGUACAUAUGGGUAGGUUAAGCUCCUCGAAUGAAAUGUGACAGGAGAGAGAGUGAGUGAUGAGCACACAGUCCAAUGCCAAGUAAUCCUCCUGGUUGAUUUUUUAGUAUCUAAAUAUGGUCUAAGUGUACAUUUCUGAAGGUCGUGUUAGAUACAGCAAAUACUCUACACUUUGGCUAUUUUGGGACAUUCUGAGAGCAGAAUAGAAUCUUACUGUUCUGACUAUGUGGUGAUGAUUGGAACGAAACGCAGCUCCAUUGACAAGACAUGAGGGAUAAGAGCAGUUCCUGGCUCUUGUAAGUGACCAAUACAGGCUAUAUGUAUGGGAAUCAGUCCAAGAACUACUGCAGUUGGUGGUAGAGCUGUGUGUAUUGUGUGGCCCACUGUCAUCAGGUCUUUUCACAGAUUUAACAGCACAAAUUCUCUAGCUCUUUUUUGGGGGCCGCAUUAUAAAUACCACCAAAAAAGAAAAAAAAAUCAUUAUUGAAGGAAUGGAGCAUCCAGUCUCAGCACAAUUAUAACAGCAGUAAGGGACACUUACAGUACAAGAUUUCCCUUGCCUUUCGCCCUUCAUGCUGUGAUAAAUUAGUAUAUAUUUUAAAACCCUUCUGAUAAAAACUGUAUGUCAAUCUCAAUGAAACAAUACAGUAAGAAAAGAAUAAACGGUGGCUCUUAUUUGUCAGGAGAUGCUUCAGCUCAAAGCUGGGUGGAAGGUUCAGCUUAAUGUUGCUUUGCCUGAUGAAUCAUGAUUAUUCUCAAGAACAGAUCAACCCCCCCUGAACUUUUUCUCCUCCAAAAGAAGUAAAGUUUCCCUAAAUUUUAAAAUUUGCACUUUAAAAUUAUGCACUGGAUGUGGUGGAAGACAUACACAGGUGGUAGAAUUUAAGCAGCUAAUUUGCAUAUUGAUGGUGCUACACCAUGUCAUGUAUAAGCUAACAGUGAAGCUUGGCCUGCGUGCCCGUAGGGAGCGGCUGAGUAAAAUGUUGAAAGGCUUGUCUUUCUGUAUUACUCUUUGCUCUUCCUCAUCACACCACAUCCAAUAAAGUUGUAAGCACAUUAUUAUUCAUGGAUGAAAAGAGCACCCAUGUAAAACUUGCAAGCCAUGUGGAAUUCUGCUUUUCCCAGUGAAAUUAUGGAGGAUUAGCAUCCACUUUAUUCCUGAGAGAAAUAUCCUAAAAUUAAAUUAGUGAUAGGAAAUAGCUAGGUUUUUUACUUGCUUGUUAGCACACUGACCUCUCUUCGAAGAGCUGAUGUAUGCAGUGAUUAUAUUGAGAACUGCUGGAAAAAUGUGAGAAGAGACCUGAGAACCAGCAGAUGACUCAGGUUACACCAGAAUUAGACUCAUCUAGAAAAAUCUUCAAGCAAGAGAGCACUUUUAACAUCCCCGUUGGCUAUCUUUUGUAUACAGUAAUUUUGUAGCAUGACCAAACUGUUAUAUUUGCUGUGUUUAAAUUAUUUAGGCCUAUGUUUAUAAAUGUUAUUCUGUGAAACUUGUUUAAAAAUAAUAUAACGUUAUUUUAUACAAACAUCUUUGGCUGUUGUGUAAUGAAAUAGUUGAGCUUGUGGAGAGCAUUCAGAAAUUAAAUUGUGUUCUCAUUAAACUUUCCUAGCUGCUCAGGGAGCAAUGUAUUUAUACUAUGUAAAUGCUGUUCCUUAUUGCCUCUAUAUUUUAGAAUAGAAAAUAACUUAGACUUUAAAAAUGCUGAUAUAUUGUGAUUGUUGUCAUCUGAUACAUAAAUAUUUUUGAAUCUUUUGAGA
Molecule: messenger RNA, 5365 nt
Organism: Harpia harpyja (harpy eagle)
Lineage: Eukaryota; Metazoa; Chordata; Aves; Accipitriformes; Accipitridae
Product: dynein axonemal light chain 1-like
Exons: 9
Coding region: 66-1409 (447 amino acids)
Biological process (GO): acyl-CoA metabolic process; fatty acid metabolic process
Cellular component (GO): cytoplasm; peroxisome
Molecular function (GO): protein kinase binding; fatty acyl-CoA hydrolase activity
Source: RefSeq, a predicted model, not a curated record